CGAAACGCUAGAAAUCAUUAUUGGUAGAAAGUUAAAGCUUUGUGUUAUGAUUAUUUUUGCUGCACUUCUCUCACUCUUUUAAUUAAAUUGUUUACCAUUGUUUAGGAUUGAAACAGUGUUAUAUCUCAACAAUUUUUGUAUCAAAUUACUUGCCCAUAAUUUGAUCUAGAUUGACAACAUUCAGAUAUUUUUUACUUUGAAACUGAGAGAAUUUUGUAAAGCUAUAUAUACUUAUGGAAGUCGAUAGCCCACCAGUAACUACAUCUGCUCUUCAACAAUUUAUUGUUUUAUCCAAAGCAAGUAAAGGAUUGGCUGCAGUUGAGUUGAUAAAGCAAGUUCUUAAUCAUCCACAAAUCUAUGUGUUCGGAGAAUUGUUGAGACAACCCAAUAUUAAGGAGUUGGCUGAUUCAGAAGACCAUAGAAAAUAUUAUGAACUAUUGGAGCUAUUUGCUUAUGGAAACUAUUGUGAUUAUAAUGAAACCAAAUAUCCGCCAUUAACGCAGCAAAUGAUAACAAAACUACGUCACUUGACUGUGGUGAAUUUGGCGAGUAAAAACAAAAUUCUAAGUUAUGAUAAAUUGAACGAAGAACUUGGGAUAGAUAAUCUGAGAGAGCUGGAGAAUCUUAUUAUAGAUGUAAUCUAUUCGAAUAUUAUUAAAGGUAAAAUGGACCAAGAAAAUGGAUGGUUAGAGAUAAGCUCAACUAUAUCUCGAGACAUUAAAGAGGAACAACUAGAAACGAUAAUAACUGUUUUAUCAGAUUGGUGUUCAAAUUGUGAGAAUGUCAUUGCAGACAUUGAAAGUCAAAUAAUUAAAGCAAAUUCAACAAAAAGCGCUCAUUCAAAGGAAAAGCAAGAAUUGGAGGCCCAGAUAUCAAGUAUUGAAAUGCAUUUGAAAAAUUCCGGUCAAGACAUCGAGUUUUCACAAGAUAAUUCUGAUAUGAAUUUAUUCAUGAGUCAAGCAUCAAAUGUUGGUAAAACUAAGCGUACUCCACGCCGAUCUAAUAAGCCGUCUGGCCCAGGAACGUCCAGAGACUCGAGAUCGUUUGAUUGAAAGCAAAGAUAUUUUUUUAAUUUUAUGUUUCAUAGCAUACUAAAUUCUGGUGAUUAUUGAAAAAAUAUUUCGCCAUCUCUAAUAAAUAUCCAUUGUGUAAACCACUCAGCAAUUAUAAAUGACCAUCAAAAUAUUCUGUUGUAUGUAGUUUUUGGUUAUAAUGUCACCGAGAAAUUAAAAAUUUAUCGGUUUUGCAGAAUAAAACAGCAACCAUUACCAAGA
This is a messenger RNA of Tetranychus urticae (two-spotted spider mite), 1274 nucleotides long. It is a transcript of the gene CSN7, whose product is annotated as COP9 signalosome subunit 7. Gene Ontology annotation, biological process: COP9 signalosome assembly. Lineage: Eukaryota; Metazoa; Arthropoda; Arachnida; Trombidiformes; Tetranychidae. Gene Ontology annotation, cellular component: COP9 signalosome. The record is from RefSeq and is a predicted model, not a curated record.